AUGUGGUCAGGCAUCGAUGAGUACGUCACACGGUGUGACCCCGGAGGAAAUCCAGAAUCAGCGAUGAGAAAUCAGACCUCAGUGACCGAGUUCAUCCUCUUGGGGCUGACGGACAAUCCAGACUGGAAGAAUGUUAUCUUCUUAUUCCUGCUACUCAGUUACCUGUUGAGCAUCACGGGGAACCUGACUAUCCUCACCCCCAUCCUACUGGACUCCCAUCUCCACACCCCAAUAACCAUUUCCUAUAAUGCUUGUGUCAUUCAGUUUUUCUUCAUCAUCUUUCUGGGGGAGGCAGAAAUCGUCCUCCUGGAUGCCAUGUCCUAUUACAGCUAUGUCGCUAUCUGCCGGCCGCUACAUUACUUGACCAUCAUGUGCCGGAGAGUCUGCACCCUGCUGGUUCUCUGCUCCUGGCUGGUCAGCUUCCUGAUCAUCUUUACAGGUCUCAUCCUGGAUCUCCAGCUGAACUUCUGUGACUCGAAAGUCAUCAACCAUUCACCUGUGACACUGCCCAUGCUGGACCUCUCGUGCAUUGACACUCAAUUAUUUGAGCAGAUGAAUUUUAUAUUAGCAGUGGGGACACUCCUGCAACUGCACAUUCAUGCACAUCAGCCAUCCCCCAAGGAAGGUUUAGACUUCAACAAGAGGGUGCCGGUGCCAAAUAUCUCCUUGGCCCUAAUGCUGAACCCCUUUAUCUACACCCUAUGA
Tachyglossus aculeatus (Australian echidna) is the source of this 705-nucleotide messenger RNA. RefSeq names its product olfactory receptor 6C76-like. NCBI's taxonomy places the organism in Eukaryota, Metazoa, Chordata, Mammalia, Monotremata, Tachyglossidae. Bases 1 to 705 code for a protein of 234 amino acids. Gene Ontology annotation, cellular component: membrane. The record is from RefSeq and is a predicted model, not a curated record. Gene Ontology annotation, molecular function: olfactory receptor activity. The transcript has 4 exons. Gene Ontology annotation, biological process: G protein-coupled receptor signaling pathway.